Molecule: messenger RNA, 420 nt
Organism: Gaeumannomyces tritici R3-111a-1
Lineage: Eukaryota; Fungi; Ascomycota; Sordariomycetes; Magnaporthales; Magnaporthaceae
Exons: 2
Coding region: 1-420 (139 amino acids)
Source: RefSeq, a predicted model, not a curated record
AUGGAUGCAGUUCCUUGUAGGGAGGGAAAUUUGCAUGUAUGGAGGGGAAAGCUCCAAGCUGGGGCGGGGUGGGCAAAGGAUGCGACAGGGGACUGUAAACUCCCAGUGAGGAGAGUGUUCGAAUGCUUAAGCGCUUGCGUGUUUGAGUGCGUGAGGUGUAGCCGUUGGUGGCGGCCUCAGUCGUCAAGUCGUGAUCCCGGAUCAGCGUGGAUGGUACUGAAUGGGACUAUCGAAACAGUUAGCGAUCGCCCUUACUAUCGGUCAGUGGGGAUGCCGUCUUUCCGGUGGGUGGGCAAAUUUCAGGGGGUACCUGCCGUGCACAUGGCGCAAAAGAUCAGACGGAGUCACGUGGGGCUGCUGGGGUGUGCAGUAAGCCCCAAAGCGUUGACCUUCCAUUCAGCCCGCUGGAUCUGCGAGUAA